GAGUGCAAUCUGUGUGGGGAAACUCACUAGAAACACAGUGAUUGUUUUCUAACAGAAUCAAUAAGAAAAUUCCUCGUGGACCUCCAUCCCCUCCUGCUCCAGUCAUGCACUCUCCAAGCAGAAAGAUGACAGUGAAAGAACAGCAGGAGUGGAAGAUUCCACCUUGUAUUUCCAACUGGAAGAACGCAAAGGGUUAUACCAUUCCACUAGACAAGCGUUUGGCUGCUGACGGACGAGGACUUCAAACUGUCCACAUCAAUGAGAACUUUGCCAAGCUGGCUGAGGCUUUGUACAUUGCAGACAGAAAGGCCAGAGAGGCUGUGGAAAUGAGAGCUCAAGUGGAAAAGAAGAUGGCCCAAAAAGAGAAAGAAAAGAAAGAGGAGAAGCUGAGAGAGUUGGCUAAAAUGGCCAGGGACAGGAGAGCUGGUAUCAAAGCGCACGGUGACAAAGGUGGUGAGGACACAGAAGUCAGGGAGCGUGACGAGAUCCGUCACGAGAGGAGGAAAGAAAGGCAGCACGACAGGAACAUCUCCAGAGCCGCCCCUGAUAAGAGGUCGAAGUUACAGAGAGAUCAGGACAGGAACGUGAGUGAGCUCAUUGCCCUGGGUCAGCCGAACCCCCGUACCUCCAGUGAGGCUCAGUAUGAUCAGAGACUCUUCAAUCAGAACAAGGGGAUGGACAGUGGUUUUGCUGGUGGAGAGGAUGAGAUCUACAAUGUGUACGAUCAGCCCUUCAGAAGUGGCAGAGACAUGGCACAAAAUAUUUACAGGCCAAGUAAGAAUGCGGAUAAGGACAUGUAUGGAGACAACCUGGACACACUCAUGCAAAGCAGCAGGUUUGUUCCUGAUCGGGAGUUCUCAGGUGCUGACCAUGGCCCCCGCCGGGAUGGACCUGUGCAGUUUGAGGAGGAUCCUUUCGGUCUGGAUAAGUUCUUGGAGGAAGCCAAACAGCACGGAGGCUCCAAAAGGGCGUCCACUAGUGGGCGCUCAAAGGACAACGAUCAUGAGAAGAAACGCAGGAAGGAGUGAGACAUCUCUGUCCACAGCUGCAGGGUCCUAAUUUUCUUUAGCUGUUAAGUGAAUGAUUAAAUUUUAGUAAUAUUGUAUAUCAUCCUUUUUUUUUAUCAUCCUCUUAUCUAAAUGUUUUUUUUCCAGUCAUGUUUUCUUCAAUUUAAAAGUGUGAACUUAAACCUAUUGUACCUCAAAGCCAACCUAAUAAAUUUCUUGAAGAGGAUUGCAUUGAAUGUGAUAAACUGUUUAUGGGUGGUGUGACAUUUGUCUAAAGUAAUCUCUUAACAGUGCUCCAACUGAUUUGGCGCAAGGUGAAAUUAAUUUCAAAUGACUCUCUCUCCAUUAGUCGUAUAAUGUACACAUCGAU
Carassius carassius (crucian carp) is the source of this 1377-nucleotide messenger RNA. Its product is annotated as SNW domain-containing protein 1-like. The record is from RefSeq and is a predicted model, not a curated record. Bases 105 to 1028 code for a protein of 307 amino acids. NCBI's taxonomy places the organism in Eukaryota, Metazoa, Chordata, Actinopteri, Cypriniformes, Cyprinidae. Gene Ontology annotation, cellular component: spliceosomal complex. The transcript has 8 exons. Gene Ontology annotation, biological process: mRNA splicing, via spliceosome.